Messenger RNA from Geodia barretti, 1764 nucleotides. The record is from the annotation of a GenBank genome assembly. NCBI's taxonomy places the organism in Eukaryota, Metazoa, Porifera, Demospongiae, Tetractinellida, Geodiidae.
AUGACCGCCCAGCGAACCCAGUACCAGGUAAAGCGCGAGCCUGAUGUUAUGGUGCCCAUGCGCGACGGCACCCGAUUGGCCACCGACGUGGUGCGUCCCGACGCUCCGGGCCGUUUCCCGGUGCUGAUCAACCGCGGGCCUUACAGCAAGGACAGCUACCUCAACAACCCCGACCAUUCCAUCUGGUUCUUUCCGCGCAAUGGCUACGUGAUGCUGAGCCAGGACGUGCGCGGCCGCUUCAAUUCCGAAGGUGAUUACGACCCGCUAUUCCAGGAAGCCCUUGACGGCUACGACACCGUUGAAUGGGCGGCCCGCCAGCCGUGGUCCAAUGGCCGCGUCGCCACUACCGGCCAGAGCUAUCUUGGCGCCACGCAAUACACCCUGGCCGGCAAGCACCCGUUGCCUCCACAUCUUGAGACCAUGGCCGUCGUUUCCGCUUCGUCGGACUUCCACCAGUCCUGGGUCUACCACACGGGCGGCGCGAUGGAGUGGGGCUGGAACGUGCCCUACGCCAUCCUGAAGGGGCGCAACACCCUGGCGCGCGGCGGGCACGACGCCCUGCUCGCCAAAAUGGAUGAAUACGUCAUCGAGCCCGGCAACUUUGGCCAGCCACUGUCCGACCAAUGGUACCGGCACCUGCCUCUCCGCGACUGGAUCGACCGGCUGAAGGAGGCCGCUCCCUACUUCCACGAAUAUUUCGACGAGGAGCUGGACACUCCAUACUGGUGGGGUCUCAACCUGCAGCGGCAGGCUCGCAACGUGACGAUCCCCAUGUUCCACGUGAGCGCGUGGUACGACAUCUUUCUGGAAGGAGCUCUCAACGCCUACCAAGCAAUCGGAAAGCACGGCGGCAGCGAAACGGCCCGGCGUAACCAGAAGUUGCUCAUCGGUCCGUGGGCUCAUCUGCGCCCCUUUACCGAGCCCACCACCGGCGGCGCCGGCAACAUCGACUUCGGCUCGGAAGCGGCCAUCGAGCUGCACGAUUACCUACUCCGCUGGUACGGCUACUGGCUCAAGGGCGAAGAGACCGGCAUCAUGGACGACCCGCCGGUACGUUUGUUCGUCAUGGGCGACAACCAGUGGCGCGACGAAAACGAAUGGCCGCUCGCGCGCACCCAAUACACCCGCUGGUACUUUCAUUCGGGCGGCAGCGCCAACACCCGCAACGGCGACGGAUCGCUGUCCACGGUGCCACCCGAACCGGAUGAACCCGCAGACCAGUUCACCUACGACCCGGCCGACCCCGUGCCCACCCUCGGCGGCAACACGUUGAUCAUUGAAUAUGGGGUGUUCGAUCAAGGGCCCGCCGAAGACCGGCCGGAUGUCCUUUCCUUUACAUCCGAAGCCCUGGCCUCGGACCUGGAACUCACCGGUCCCAUCGCCGUGACGCUGUACGCCGGAACCUCCGCGGCGGACACCGAUUUCACCGCCAAAUUGGUUGACGUGCGCCCGGACGGGUUCGCCCACAACCUGCAGGACGGUAUCGUCCGUGCCCGCUAUCGCACUUCGGUCCGCGAGCCGUCCUUCGUAACCCCUGGCGAGGUGCACCGCUAUACCAUCGACUUGUGGGCUACCAGCCACGUGGUCAAGGCCGGCCAUCGCAUCCGGGUGGACGUGUCCAGCAGCAACUUCCCCCGCUUCGACCGGAACCCAAACACCGGCGCGGCCCUCGGCGUGGACACCCGGCUCGAGCCGGCUCGCCAGACCGUGCACCAUUCCGCCCGCUACCCGUCGCAUAUCACGCUGCCCGUAAUCCCGCGCUGA